Messenger RNA from Homo sapiens (human), 3214 nucleotides. It is a transcript of the gene MEIS3, whose product is annotated as Meis homeobox 3. Gene Ontology annotation, biological process: regulation of DNA-templated transcription. Bases 1376 to 2767 code for a protein of 463 amino acids. Gene Ontology annotation, molecular function: DNA binding. NCBI's taxonomy places the organism in Eukaryota, Metazoa, Chordata, Mammalia, Primates, Hominidae. The record is from RefSeq and is a predicted model, not a curated record. Gene Ontology annotation, cellular component: nucleus. The transcript is spliced from 13 exons.
AGGCUCUGGAGGGACCCAGGAGCUGCCGCCGGCCUCAGCCCAUGGCCCGGAGGGUAGGUCUCGGGGCGGGGACCCCGCGUCCCGGCCGCUUCCGCACCCCCUGUCCCUGCAUCCCCCACUCUCCGGCGCUGGCCCCCAUUAGCCCAUCCGUCCUCUACACCACCUCGCUCUCUCUCUGCCCCUCCCUCCGCCCCUGGGUCUCCCAGUCCCUGUGUGCCCCCUCUCUGCCCCCAAGUGUCUCUUCCUGGCCCUCGGCCUCGCCUCCUCCCCAUCGUUUAGCUUCUCCUUCUCCCUGCCCCUCUGUCCCCCUCUGUCUGCCCCACUCUCCUCCUCCUUUCUGCCUCUCUGUCCCCCUCUCUCUGUCCCUGGUCUCCCCCCUCUUUCUGCCUCUCUAUCCCCCUCUCUCUGCCCUCCCCCACCCGCAGUCUCUCUCCUCUGUUCCUGGGCUUCCUCCUCCAUCUCAGCCGCCCGCACCUCACCGUCCCCCCUUUUUUCUGCUCUCCUCCGUCCUUCCCUUCGCUCUACUUUUGUUCCAAGCCGCCCCUGCCUCUCCAGGGCUAGGAGUGGGACAGGGGUGGGAGAGGUGGUCUCACCAGGCUGCUGGCCCCACGGAGCCUGUCUCCCUGGGGAUGGGAACGGGGAUAGAAGACAGGGGAGGAGGCGCGCGCCCGUUUUGGGGGUUCCGGGUAGGCUGUGAGGACCGCUUUUGGUGAGAGUGCCUUGAGCAGCGGGGAGCAGUUGGAUUCAACUUCAGGGCACAGGAGAAGUUAGGAGAAGAGGGAGAGGGAAAGAGUGGGACACACAGAACCAGGGUGCCCAGCCAGGCGAGGGUCCGAGGCAGGAACGUUCUAGCCUCUUCCCGUGCGAGUCCUGCUGCCUCUUUGAGCCUCCGUGUCUUCAUCACUGAGGAAGGGAUUUGACCUGAUGAGAGGAAGGUGCCCCUGGCUUCCCAGGUGCAUGGUUCUGUGACGACAGGACGCGGUCGUCCUACCCCAUAAUGGUGUUUCUCUUGGGUGCGCAAUCGUGUCUGUAUGGUGGUGCGGAGUGACCCUCUCCGGCAACAAGUGCUCACAGCAUGAGCCAGGCCCUGUGCUAAAUGCCUCAUUCAUUCAUUCAUCCAUGUGCCAAAUGUCUCAAUCAUGCAUUCAUUCUUGUGCCUGGUGUUGGGCUGUGUGCAUGUGUGUGUGCAUGUGUGUGUGGGGGGGGGGAUUUGGGUGUGACUGACACAUGAGUGUGCACGUGGGUUGGUGUGUAUGGCUGUGUCUACAUGUGUGGUAGAUUCACGUGGCGAGUGGAGUGUGACAUGUUGUUGAGACUUACUCUGAUGCGCUUAUCUGCCAACUGUGAAAUGAAAUAGAAGACAGGGAGGCUUCGUAUGUGUACUUUGUGUACAACAAUGCGCGGUUCCUACAGGAGGUGUCCAUGGAUCUCCCUCUCUGUCUGUCUCUCUCUCUGUCUCUGUCACUGUCUUCUCACGCCACUUUCUCCAUCUCUUUUCCCUCCCAGCCAGACCCUGCCGUCUCUCCCUCUGGGUCCUCCUGCCCACAUGUCAGGAAUCUCUGCCUGGACGGGGUCCUCACUCCCCACCGAGGCAGCUCCAGGGGACCUGGAGGGCUUCAAGCUUGGGGGCUCAGACACCUGGGGACCACAGUAUGAUGAGCUGCCGCACUACCCAGGCAUCGUGGAUGGCCCCGCAGCCCUGGCUAGCUUCCCAGAGACAGUGCCCGCAGUACCAGGGCCCUAUGGCCCGCACCGGCCUCCCCAGCCCCUGCCCCCAGGCUUGGACAGCGACGGCCUGAAGAGGGAGAAGGAUGAGAUCUAUGGACACCCGCUCUUCCCCCUCUUGGCCCUGGUCUUUGAGAAAUGUGAACUGGCUACAUGCUCUCCCCGUGACGGGGCCGGAGCUGGGCUGGGGACACCCCCUGGAGGUGACGUCUGCUCCUCUGAUUCCUUCAACGAGGACAUCGCUGCCUUUGCCAAGCAGGUUCGCUCUGAGAGGCCCCUCUUCUCCUCCAACCCAGAACUGGACAAUCUGAUGAUCCAGGCCAUCCAGGUGCUGCGGUUCCACCUGCUGGAGCUGGAGAAGGUCCACGACCUGUGCGACAACUUCUGUCACCGCUACAUCACCUGCCUCAAGGGAAAGAUGCCCAUCGACCUGGUCAUCGAGGAUCGGGACGGCGGCUGCAGGGAGGACUUCGAGGACUACCCAGCCUCCUGCCCCAGCCUCCCAGACCAGAAUAAUAUGUGGAUUCGAGACCAUGAGGAUAGUGGGUCUGUACAUUUGGGGACCCCAGGUCCAUCCAGUGGGGGCCUGGCCUCCCAGAGUGGGGACAACUCCAGUGACCAAGGAGACGGGCUGGACACCAGCGUGGCCUCUCCCAGUUCUGGUGGAGAAGAUGAGGACUUGGACCAGGAGCGACGGCGAAACAAGAAGAGGGGGAUCUUCCCCAAGGUGGCCACCAACAUCAUGCGAGCCUGGUUGUUCCAGCACCUCUCGCACCCGUACCCCUCGGAGGAGCAGAAGAAACAGCUGGCGCAGGACACGGGGCUCACCAUCCUGCAAGUCAACAACUGGUUCAUUAACGCCCGGAGACGCAUCGUGCAACCUAUGAUCGAUCAAUCCAACCGCACAGGGCAGGGUGCAGCCUUCAGCCCAGAGGGCCAGCCCAUCGGGGGCUAUACCGAGACGCAGCCACACGUGGCCGUCCGGCCUCCGGGAUCAGUGGGGAUGAGUUUGAACUUGGAAGGAGAAUGGCAUUAUCUAUAGAGGCUGAUGCAGGAGAGACCCAGCCUCCGGCUGUGACCCCCAGCCUCACACCUGCCUCUGGUUCCCGCCUGGUCCUCCAGCUUCAGGACCCCACCUCCAAAGGCCCCUCUGCUCAAUGCCUACCUCCCUAGGGCCCUGCUGGGACAUGGGGGCCUGAGUGCCCAUCCAAGGGCUCUCAAGGACACCGGCAAGGCCUCCAGGCCCUGAGCCCCACUUCUGCCUUCACCUCUGCCUGGGACCCGAGCUGGGCUCCUGGGCCUUGGUCCCCAGAAGAUGGCGGCUAGGGCCUCGCCGCCAGGACAGAGAAGGGACGGGGUGGCUGGGCAGUCAGGGAAGGAGGGUCGCCCGGAUCCGACAUUUUGGAGAGAUUCCUUCACUCUCCUGUCCCCCCUACCUCCCUUCUCUAAUUUCUUCUUUUUUUUAAUGAUAAAGUCUUAAAAACACGGA